Molecule: messenger RNA, 1996 nt
Organism: Cataglyphis hispanica
Lineage: Eukaryota; Metazoa; Arthropoda; Insecta; Hymenoptera; Formicidae
Product: solute carrier family 49 member 4 homolog
Exons: 10
Coding region: 329-1897 (522 amino acids)
Cellular component (GO): membrane; intracellular membrane-bounded organelle
Source: RefSeq, a predicted model, not a curated record
UAAGGGUACAUUUUCGAGGUUUUUCUUAAAUAUUAAUUCAAUUUCUCUUCGAAUCUUACAAGUUCUUAUUAUUUUCUUACUAUAUCAAUUCCAUACAAAAAUACUAAUUUUCUAAACUACACUAUUUCUAAAAAUUCAGGCAAACUUCAAAUCUACAUGGAUGAUUGAAAUUCUUUCAAUAUCUGCCACGCAAAAAAACUCGACGACAAAAAAUGGAUGUGGAUGAAUCACCAUAUAUGUAUAUUCGAUAAGAGAAGUCUUUUAAAUAUAGUGGCAUAAUCGCAAUUUCUUUUUGACAUUAAUAUAAUAACCUUUAUGAUAUGUAAACAUGACGCGGUUAUAUCAAUGUCGUAGCUCACCUAGCAAGCUUUUAAGAAACGGCAGAAAAACAUCCAGCAGGAUAUGUCCCCGAAGACUUGGGCGGAGCACGGGAAGCUUGGAGCUACGACGAAAUCACAUAUCUCAUCGAAGCCAGAAUGAGACUUUGGCCUUGACGGAGUCGGGGCGCGGAAUCGGGCCCCGGAAGAAAGGUCGGGUAGCCCUGGGUCUAUUUUGUACUCUAUCGUGUUCGCAGUGCUGCGUGUGGAACACCUGGGGCCCCAUAGCGGGUUUCGCCUUGCGGGCUUUCCCGAACUGGAAUGAGUCCCUGGUGGCCCUGCUGUCCGAUUGGGGAUGCAUCAGCUAUUUGACCUGCUGCAUACCCUGUUGCUGGCUCCUCUAUAAGAAAGGCUUGACAAUGUCCUUGCGAAUGGCGGCGAUUCUUUCGACCCUGGCGACCUUUGUUCGUUGCGUGUCCUCUAGAGAGAACGUUUUCACGAUAAUGGUACACACUGCGGCUAUCCUGAACGGAUUAUCGGGAGUAAUCCUUGGUCCUGCUACGGCAUUGGUCUCCGCGGUUUGGUUCCCUCCUGGGAAACGCACCACCGCUACCGGCAUAUCUUCCGCCUGCAAUCAAUUAGGAAUGGCGAUUUCUUAUUUAAUCGGGCCGGCCGUAGUAGGGAACACAGUAGCACGUAAUAUCACGCCCUUGACAAGUAAUACAAAUUUCAACGGAACUGUCGCUUUUGAUAAAAUGUACUCCGUGGUAUUGCGAGCACAGAUUACGUCUCUCAUGAGGAUCGAAUUUGUUGGUCAAUUCUUAAUCCUGAUAGGCGUUCUUUGCUUCUUACCGGGGGAACCUUAUCAAUGUGUUGAUCUUCCUGAAAUUUCGGAGCGUCUUGGUCUUGCGGAAUCAAUUCUUCGUCUUCUAAAGAACAAGAACAUGUGGUGUCUCUGCUUGGCUGCUGCACUUAGUCAAGGUGUGACUGGACCUUGGCUGGCAAUGAUGACAAUGACCUUUGGCACUAGCAUUACACAAGAGGAAGCGGACAAAUUAGCUUUUUGGACCAUCAUCGUAAGCGGUACUUUGAGCUUGAUAGCAUCACGAUUGGCAGACGCAUUUCAAGGUCGUUUAAAGAUUACUCUUCACAUAUUGUUGACGAUAUCGUCAGCAAUGUUUCUAUGGAUACUCUUGCUGGACGAUCGUAUCCUAGUUUUCCAUAGGGGUGAGCUGUACGCCGCAGUAAUCCUGGGUAUAUCCGCCAGCUGGUCCACUCCCGCUCUUUUUCUUGAACUCGCCUCCGAAAUUGCGUUUCCGGUCUCCGAAGCCAUCGUCGGCGGUUAUAUGAUCUUCCUGUCGAAUCUCGUCGGCGCACUCUUUUACUUCUCAUACUUCCUCCCGUGGAUGAAUAAACACUCGUCGACGUAUUUGACAUUUGCAAACAUCUCGAUGGCAACUAUACUCAUAAUUUACGUCAAGGAAGAUUAUAAUCGUACAAAGAUGAAUUCGAUAUCUCGAGCAUCUUGGAAAGAAAUAAAAGAUUGCAAAAGAUUUCGAAGGAAGAAAAUACGACGCUAACAGAUUCCAUUCAUUCUUUCGAUUAAUAAUUAAUAAACAUUCACAGAUAUCUUUAUAUCUCAUCGAAUUUAGCUACAGGCAAGACUGCAAUAGCAAAAU